This is a messenger RNA of Microthlaspi erraticum, 627 nucleotides long. NCBI's taxonomy places the organism in Eukaryota, Viridiplantae, Streptophyta, Magnoliopsida, Brassicales, Brassicaceae. The record is from the annotation of a GenBank genome assembly.
AUGGCUGCAGCACACACCAUCCUCUCAUUCUCACACGCCAAUCCAAUUUCACCAAUCUCUUCUUCUUCUUUCCGCGGCGUCUCUCUCAGUCUCCACCGUCCCAAAUCCGUUUCCUUCUCCGCUAGAGCUCCGUCGUCAAAGAAAGCCUUGACAGUUGUUUCCGCCGCGAAGAAGGCUGUUGCUGUGCUCAAAGGUACCUCCAAUGUCGAAGGAGUCGUUACUUUGAUCCAAGAAGACUCAGGUCCAACAACUGUGAAUGUUUGUAUCAAAGGGCUAGCUCCAGGGCCACAUGGAUUUCACCUCCAUGAGUUUGGUGAUACAACAAAUGGAUGUAUCUCAACUGGACCACAUUUCAACCCUAACAAGAUGACACACGGAGCUCCUGGAGACGAGAUCCGUCAUGCGGGUGACCUGGGAAACAUAAUUGCCAAUGCUGAUGGCGUGGCAGAAACAACAAUAGUGGACAAUCAGAUUCCUCUGACUGGUCCUAAUUCUGUUGUUGGAAGAGCCUUUGUGGUUCACGAGCUUAAGGAUGAUCUCGGUAAAGGUGGGCAUGAGCUUAGCCUGACCACAGGAAACGCAGGCGGGAGAUUGGCUUGCGGUGUGGUUGGCUUGACGCCGGUCUAA